Molecule: messenger RNA, 1053 nt
Organism: Gilbertella persicaria
Lineage: Eukaryota; Fungi; Mucoromycota; Mucoromycetes; Mucorales; Choanephoraceae
Product: glucosamine-6-phosphate isomerase
Exons: 5
Coding region: 32-931 (299 amino acids)
Biological process (GO): D-glucosamine catabolic process; N-acetylglucosamine catabolic process; N-acetylneuraminate catabolic process
Cellular component (GO): cytoplasm
Molecular function (GO): identical protein binding; glucosamine-6-phosphate deaminase activity
Source: RefSeq, a predicted model, not a curated record
UUUUUUCUUCAGCAAAUACAUAAACACAGAAAUGAGAUUGGUUAUUCGCGACGAUUAUGAUGAAGUUACUACUUAUGUUGCCAACUAUAUCAAAGAACGUAUCAAGCAAUUCAAGCCUACUGCUGACCAUCCUUUUGUCCUUGGUCUUCCCACUGGUUCUUCUCCAGUAAAUGUCUAUAAGCUUCUUGUUGAGAUGUACAAGGCUGGUGAAAUCAACUUUGAGCAUGUCGUUACCUUCAACAUGGAUGAAUACGUUGGUUUACCUCGUGAUCAUCCUGAAUCCUACCACUCUUUUAUGUGGAAGCACCUCUUUAUGCAUGUCAACAUCAAGCCUGAAAAUGUUCACAUUUUGGAUGGUAAUGCCCCUGAUUUAGAUGAAGAAUGUAAGAAAUUUGAAGCCGAGAUUGCCCGUGUUGGUGGUAUCGAACUCUUCUUGGGUGGUAUUGGUCCCGAUGGUCACAUUGCCUUUAACGAGCCUGGUUCUUCCUUGACUUCUCGUACGCGUGUCAAGACAUUAGCUUAUGAAACUAUUAUUGCUAAUGCCCGUUUCUUUGAUGGUGAUGUCUCUAAGGUUCCUAAACUUGCUUUGACUGUUGGUGUUGCAACUGUAAUGGAUGCUCGUGAGGUUGUUGUUAUUAUCACUGGCGCACACAAGGCUAUUGCCUUGGCAAACUGUAUUGAAGGUGGUGUGAACCACAUGUGGACUGUUUCGGCCAUUCAAAUGCACCCUAAGGGUUUAAUUGUGUGUGAUGAAGAUGCAACCCUUGAGUUACACGUUAAGACUGUCAAGUACUUUAAAUCUAUUGAGCACGUCCAUCAAAGCUUGAUUGGUCCUGAAAACUUGUCUCUUCAAGGCGGUGUGAAGCAACUCAAGAAAUUGACUCAUAGUUCUAGAUCGCAAACUCCCUUAAAUGGUCCCUAUGAUGAAUAAUUGCCAUUUUUUCUUUGUUACAUACUAUAUUCCUUAUCUCUCUUUAUAUUCAAACAAUAUAUAUAUAUAUUAUACAUAUACACUAUAGUCAUCUUGAAUAAAUAUACACAUUUUCUUUCUCA